This is a messenger RNA of Pygocentrus nattereri (red-bellied piranha), 2089 nucleotides long. It is a transcript of the gene faxdc2, whose product is annotated as fatty acid hydroxylase domain containing 2. Gene Ontology annotation, molecular function: C-4 methylsterol oxidase activity; iron ion binding. Lineage: Eukaryota; Metazoa; Chordata; Actinopteri; Characiformes; Serrasalmidae. Bases 157 to 1167 code for a protein of 336 amino acids. The record is from RefSeq and is a predicted model, not a curated record. The transcript is spliced from 9 exons. Gene Ontology annotation, biological process: sterol biosynthetic process.
ACAGCACUGUAACCGGGCUGCACCGCAGGAGGAGCCGGUCUCCGCGCAUUAAAGGCUUUAACCUGCGGCCUGAGCGGGUUUAUAGGAGGUUAUUAGUCCUCAGGAACGCGGUGAGCAGCUCCAGGCCUGUUUCAGUCCGAGUCACAGGUAAAGGAAAUGGAGGCUCCAUCCACCUCACAGCAGCAUGACCGCAGGUCCAGACCACAGGAAAGCACUGGUGGACUGUGGGACUCGGUGAAAAAGGCGGCUUUCGUAAUUGGAUCGGGACUAUUCUUCCUCGUCGCUUUCCGGAACUCUGUGACAUGGCAUCUGCAGAGGUUUUGGGGAGCAUCGGGCGAUUUCUGGCAGACGCAGUGGACCAAGCUUUACAUCGCCUUUAACGGAAACGAGGCAGCCUUGUUCAUCUUCGGUGCUAUGCUGGUUCCCACCUUCUUCUUCUGGCUGGUUAAUGCAUUCCUGAUGGUGGUCGAUACGACAGGAAAGCCCAGCGUCAUCACCCGCUACAGGAUCCAGACUGACAAGAACAAUCCGGUGGACCCGGAGAGGCUGCGUCAGGCUGUGAAGACGGUUCUGUUUAACCAGCUGUUCCUGUCUGUGCCGCUGGUGGUGCUGACGUUCUCGCUGAUGCAGUGGCGCGGAGAACCCUGCAGCCCAGAACUACCCACAUUCCACUGGGUUCUGCUGGAACUGGCCAUCUGCGGCCUAUUGGAGGAGAUACUGUUCUACUACUCACACCGGCUGUUCCACCACCCAACCUUCUACAAGCACAUCCACAAGAUCCAUCACGAGUGGACGGCGCCGGUCGGGGUCGUGUCUCUCUACGCUCAUCCGGUCGAACACGUGUGUUCUAACAUGCUCCCUGCUCUGAUUGGUCCUAUUCUGCUCGGUUCUCACCUGGCCACCACGUCUCUGUGGUUCACCAUCGCUCUGCUGGUCACCACCGUCUCCCACUGUGGAUACCACCUGCCCCUCCUGCCCUCGCCUGAGUUCCACGACUUCCACCACCUCAAGUUUAAUCAGUGUUACGGGGUCCUGGGGGUGCUGGACAGACUCCACGGGACGGAUGACAAGUUCCGCAAGACCAAAGCCUACGAGCGACACACGCUGCUGCUGAGCCUGACGCCGCUCACCGAGAGCAUCCCUGACCCGCCCAAGAAAUCAGAGUGACCACCGCCGAGGAAUUCUACUGGACCAGACUAGAGCGGACACAGUCAACACUAUCAGUUAGCUCCAUUUCAGAUACGGAUCAGUUUCUCAGAGCCGGAUUAGGUCUAAACCUGGACUGAAAAGGCAGUACAGUGUUGAAACAACACUGGCACUGCAGUUUAGUCCAAGGCUAGACUUAAUCCAUGUAAGGCAAUCCAGUUUAAGCCUAAAUAUGCUAACAUUGUUAUAAAGACAUGCCCUGAGAAGGAACACCGACAAUGACACUAAAGUCAUACUUAGCAAUUUUUAUUCUGACUCUUAAAUCUAAAAUCAAGAUAGCUUUGCUGGACUAAGCUUUUUUUUUUUUCUUUCUUUUUAAAUAAGUUGAGCACAGAUAUCAAAUUUCUGGGCUGAUAUGAGGACCAAUAAUGGGGUUUUUGUGGUUGAUAGUGAUGAUAAAAAUGAUAAUUUUAAGUAAUUGUUCAAUAUAAUUAUAAUAAAUGUUUUAGUUUAUGUAGAUAUUUUGAUUAUUUAGCAUGACAUCUAAAAUCACUUGCAACUCUUAUUUUGCCCAGGGACUCUUAUUGUGGCACUCUCUUUUUUGAGUAUAGAAAAGGACAGUCACGUCGCCCCCUGCUGUUCAUGUUCAGAAUGUCAUUUAAUGAACUGGCGACGUACAUUACAGAUCAUACGUAACGUGCCGCCCCCAUGUUCAGUUGUGGCAAAUGACUGAAAGUUUAUAUCACAGUUUCCCCAAAAUGCCCUGCAAGCUACAUUUAUAACGAUAAUGACAUCACUAUCUAUAAAGUUUGUAGUUCGAUAAUUGUUUCUGUAUCUGACUCAGCAAGUCAUUCUGCUGUAUUACAUUUCAAAAAAGUUCCAGCCUUAAAUCCGUUAUCAAAAAUUUCGCUAUGGUGGGAUGAAUAAAGUGCUUUUAAACGUG